Messenger RNA from Paramecium sonneborni, 1043 nucleotides. The record is from the annotation of a GenBank genome assembly. NCBI's taxonomy places the organism in Eukaryota, Ciliophora, Oligohymenophorea, Peniculida, Parameciidae.
AUGUAUUUUUCAGGAAUAUAGCCAACAGGAAAAAUGCAUUUAGGGAAUUAUCUAGGUGCAGUUAGAAAUUGGGUUAAAUUAUAAUAACCUGGAAAUCAAAAUAUAUAUUGCAUUGUAGAUUUACAUGCAUUAACUGAUAAAUUAACAAUAGAUCAUGAAAUUAAAUUUAAUUUAAACACUAAAUCAGACACAUUAUCUCUAGCAGCUACCUUAAUUGCAUCUGGAAUCAAUUAUAAAUAAUCAAUAUUUUUUGUUUAGAGUCAUGUUCCAGAACAUGCAGAAUUAUAAUGGAUUCUAUCAUGUAUUGCACCUUAAAAUUGGCUUAAUAAAAUGACUUAAUAUAAGGAUAAGAAGAAAGAAUACUCAACUCUUGGACUUUAUACUUAUCCAUUAUUAAUGGCAGCUGAUAUUAUACUUUAUCAGUAAAAAUAAUUAAUUUUAAUUAGGGCUUAAUAUGUACCAGUUGGUUUAGAUUAGAAAUAACAUAUUGAAUUAACAAGAGAUUAUGUUUAAAGAUUAAAUUCUCUUUUUAAAUUAAAUAUUAUUGAACCAUAAUAUUUGGAAUGUAAUUCAAAAUGGAUGUUAUCAUAGCUACAUGUCCAAAAAUUAUGAGUUUAAGAGAUGGCAAUAAAAAGAUGUCUAAAUCUGAUACUAAUGAUGGCAAUAGAAUUAAUAUAGAUGAUUCUAAAGAAGAAAUCUUUGAAAAAAUUAAAAGAUCUAAAACUGAUUCCAUUCCAUAAAUUUAUUUUGAUUAAGAAUAAAGACCAGAAAUUUCUAAUCUAUUAAGAAUAUAUUAAGCAUUUAGUAAUAUGAGUAUGGAACAAAUUAUAAAUAAAUAUAUGACAAAAACAACAGUUGAUUUUAAACGAGAUUUAUCUGAGUUGAUUGCUAAUGAAUUAAAUACAAUAGCUGAAAAAAAGAAAUAAAUUCUUGAAAAUUAAAGUGAAUUAGAAUAAAUCUUAAAGUAAGGAAGUUUAAAAGCUAGAGAAAUUGCUUAACAAAAUUUGAAAUUGAUAAAAACAAAUGUAGGAUUAUUAAUUUGA